AGCUGUGUCAAAACGGCCGGAUUUGUUUACACGCGAAUCAAAUAUUUGUUUGCAAUUUUCUGUGAAAAGAAAUAGGAAAAAAUUGUUUGAAUUAAGUUUUUAAAUUGUAUUUGAAUGUUAAAAAUUAUACAAAUUAACUUAUUUACAAAACUAUUUGCCACCCCAAUACGAGCAAGCCGAUUUUUUUCGAAAGAAAUGAGCAAAACUCRGGACAACCGGCUGGAAACAUUUCGCCGCAUCUGUGAUGAAAUUGGUGAAGAGCGUAGUUACAACAGCAAAGCACAAUUGUUGAAAGAGUUUUUAAAUAAAGGUUCAGAUCGGAAAAGUUUUAAAGGCGACACGCUAUUAUGGAUACAAAUGCUAAUACCUGGUGCGAGUCAUCGGGUCUACAAUUUACAAAACAAACAAAUGCUGAAGUUGUUUUCGCGUAUAUUUGCUUGCGAGCCGCAGGAGAUGCAACGUGCGCUGGAGCAAGAUGGUGAUGUUUCCGAAACGUUGCGCAAGUAUUUUGAGUUAUCAAAAAAACUGAAACCGCAAACAGAAAGCACACUUUAUCUUCAAGACGUUGACGAGUUUCUUAUAAAACUGGAACAGCGUACUAAAGAGGAKGAACAGACCGAUCUGCUGCAGCAAUUAUGCAAGCAAGCAACUGCUUUGGAUUUAAGAAUGAUUGUACGCCUCAUCAAGCAGGAUUUGCGUAUAAACGCCGGCGCGCGCCACAUUCUCGAUGCAUUUGGGCCACUCGCUUACCCUGCCUAUCAAUCGUCUCGAGAUUUGACUGCAGUCGUCAAACAAUUCGCCGGUACGGGGAAGCAAAAAGUAGUGUCUCCUAUUAAAGCAACAAAAAUAACUUGUAAAAUUGGGUGCGUACAAGUAAUGACACCYAUCUCUCCUAUGCUAGCUAAUGCCUGCAAAUCCGUUGAAGAAGCUUUUAAAAAAUGUCCAAACGGCUUAUAUACUGAAAUAAAAUACGAUGGAGAGCGCGUGCAAAUACACAAACGUGGGAGCGAGUUCAAGUUCUUCAGCCGAAAUUUAAAGCCAGUGAUGGACCAUAAAAUCAAAAGAUUUCAUGAACUCAUACCAAAGGCUUUUCCAGGAGGCGGCGACAUGAUUUUGGAUUCAGAAAUCAUUUUAGUCGAUACCAUAACUGGUAGUUUACUGCCAUUCGGUACUCUAGGAGCGCAUAAAAAGAAAGAAUUUUCCCAUGCAGAGGUGUGCAUUUUCACCUUUGACUGUCUGCUCUAUAAAGGAGAGGACUUGACAAACGUACCUUUCCACAAACGCAGAAAAAUAUUAGAGGAAAAUAUAAAUCCCAUAAAAUCUUGUGUUGAGCUAUCAGAAAGUCAGUUUCUAAAAACUAAGAACGAGUUAUCGCUGAUGACCGCCAAGGUCCUAAAAGCAAAUCUCGAAGGUGUGGUGUUGAAGAAUCCGAAUGGCACCUACCAACCCGGCAAACGUGGUUGGCUGAAAGUAAAGAAGGACUACCUUUUCGGCGGCAAAAUGGCCGACACCGCGGACUUGGUUGUGCUGGGCGCUUGGUUUGGUUCCGGCAAAAAAGGCGGUAUUUUAAGUAUAUUCCUAAUGGGCUGCUAUGACAGUAGAGAUAUGCUCUGGAAGACUGUUACCAAAGUCCACUCCGGCCUAGAUGAUGCCGAAAACGAGAGAGUGCAUGAGGAGCUUAUGAAUUUAAUGGAGCGUGCUGAUCCAAACCAAAUGCCCAACUGGCUGUUAUGCAAAAAGGCGCUAGUGCCAGAUUAUUUAGCAAAGGUACCGAAUAAAAUGCCCGUUUGGGAGAUAACGGGUGCAGAGUUCACCAAAUCGGAGGCRCACACUGCGGCAGGGAUCUCCAUACGAUUUCCACGCAUAACGAGGCUGCGCGUAGACAAAUCUGCCGACCAUGCCAACGAUUUGGAAUAUCUGCAGAAACUUUUUGAGGCUUCAAAGAAUGAUGUGAACGUUGAUUUGUUGCUUUCAAAUUGUGAGGAUAGGAAUGGGGUGGUAAAUGUGAAAAUUGAAGAAAUUGAUUCCAAAAUUAAUCUCACGCCAAAGAAAAAGUCCAAAAGUGCCAAUGAGGACGAUGACCUACCAGGAAGUAGCGUUAAGUUGAAGAGAAGAGCUGACGAGGUGGCCAAAGAAUUGAGUGAUAAUAAGAAACGAAAAACACAGAGCCCAAAUGUGAAGCCGGAAAAUGUUGCAACCAAGGUGAAGAUUGAAGAAAAGCUAGGUAAACAAACGAAAUUGGAUUUAAGUUCGCUCGGCAAGAAAGAAGAUAAAUUUAGGGAUUUCGUUAAGAAUAUCGACAUAAAGACAGAAUCUCAAACRCAACAUUGCGGUGGUGUUGUGAAAAAGAAAAGUGAUAUAUUUAAGAAUUUAGUGGCACACUUUGGCAGCGAAGCAGACGAUGAGCAGUUGAAGUGUGCUUUUGUGUCGWACGGUGGUUUAGUGACCAAAAACUCAAACGAUGCAAAUAUUGUGCUUCACGCAGCGACACUACUCUCCAGUGAUGACUUCAGCGCACUUAGGUAUCAAUACAAACCKACGGCGCGGCACUUAAGCAUCGAUUGGCUGCGUGAUUCACUGAAGGAGGGCAAGUGUAUGGCGUAUCCCAUAUACGCUGUUGUGCUCCAACAGCAACAAAAACUACUUUAAGCAAAAAGUUGGAUGAAAUUUAUACACUUGUUAUUGUUGAAUUUAAYAAUUUUGCAAUUUCACAAAUAAUUAUCCAUGUUGCACCGCUAGAAGCGAUUGAGCCUUAUCACACCGGUGGCUGAUAGGCGGCCUUUSUUUAUAUUUUUGGUAGUAAAAUAGAAGUGUCCACAUAUAUUUAUUAAGUAUUUAUCGCUUUGUCGAAUAAAGCUUCUGAAAAAGCUCUGA
Messenger RNA from Bactrocera latifrons, 2874 nucleotides. It is a transcript of the gene DNAlig3, whose product is annotated as DNA ligase 3. Gene Ontology annotation, cellular component: DNA ligase III-XRCC1 complex. The transcript is spliced from 9 exons. The coding region runs from base 115 to 2649 and encodes 844 amino acids. Lineage: Eukaryota; Metazoa; Arthropoda; Insecta; Diptera; Tephritidae. Gene Ontology annotation, biological process: lagging strand elongation; DNA biosynthetic process; mitochondrial DNA repair. Gene Ontology annotation, molecular function: ATP binding; DNA binding; DNA ligase (ATP) activity. The record is from RefSeq and is a predicted model, not a curated record.